Molecule: messenger RNA, 186 nt
Organism: Didymella exigua CBS 183.55
Lineage: Eukaryota; Fungi; Ascomycota; Dothideomycetes; Pleosporales; Didymellaceae
Exons: 1
Source: RefSeq, a predicted model, not a curated record
GAUACUAUACUUGGCUUUAGUAUUCUCCACCAGGCAGAACUAGCCCUGGAUCACCUUAGGAUCCUCGCAGAGGGCUCUCUUGUAGUCGUACUUUUGAUUGAACUUGACUGUGAGCUCUGGGCGACGCUUGACGAACGUGCUAGCCCAGUUCUUGCCAACAGGAGGCUGGUGGCGCUCAGUGAGUAG